AUGGGCAAGUCCGAAAGCCAGAUGGAUAUCAUGGAGAAAUCGUCAAAUUUGGGAAAGCGCCGCUGGACUGCUGCAGAAAUUGGUCUGUUGGUCCUGCUGCUGUUAGUCAGCUGUGCCUUGGCUGGGCUUAUAGUCCUCUACACAUCGGUGGUGAAAGAGCUGUCUAAUGGGCCAGGUGUGUCAAGGAGCGCAACAAACGCGGGGCACCAGUAUCACUCCAACAUCCACAACGUGUGCACAACCGCAGAGUGUGUUACUGCAGCUGCCCGGCUCCUGCAGAACAUGGAUGCAUCGGUGAAGCCUUGUGAGAAUUUCUACCAGUACGCCUGCGGUGGCUGGCUGGAGCGCCAUGUCAUACCCGAAACCAGUUCCCGUCACAGCGUCUUUGACAUUCUCAGGGACAAGCUGGAGAUUGUCCUCAAAGGCGUUCUUGAGGCUGGGAAUGAACAGGACAGGGUCGCCAUCAAGAAAGCCAAAACGCUUUACUACUCCUGUAUGAAUGAAAGCCUCAUUGAGCAACGGGACUCCCAGCCCCUCCUCAAGCUCAUUGAAAGUAUUGGAGACUGGCCCGUUGCCUCAGAUGAUUGGAACACCACCAGAGAGGAGUCGUGGAACCUGGAGGACACGCUGGCAACCCUCACAGCACGUUUUCACAAGAAGGUCCUGCUGGACAUGUACGUGUGGACGGACGACUGCGACUCCCGCCGCCAUAUCAUUUAUAUUGACCAGCCGGGACUUGGAAUGCCUUCAAGGGAGUAUUACUUCAACGAUGGAAACUACAAAAGGGUAAGAGAAGCCUACUUGCAUUUCAUGGUUUCCAUUGCAAAGAUAGUGCGAGAGGACAGGAACUUAACCCAGGAUGAUGAGCUUGUUUGGGAGGAGAUGGUACAGGUGCUGGAGCUGGAGACAGACAUUGCUAAUGCAACAUCUCCAGCAGAGGAGCGUCAGGAUGUUACUGUUCUCUACAACAAGAUGACAAUCAGCGAGCUGCAGGACACGUUCAGCCUUAAUGGAUUUAACUGGACUCGGUUUAUACAAGGUGUGCUGUCUAGCGUGUCCAUCGAGGUACAGAAGGAAGAGGAGGUGGUGGUCUAUAGCUCUCCCUACCUUGAAAAGAUGAACGAAGUUCUCUCCAAACAUAGUGUCAGAACUAUGCAGAACUACCUCACUUGGCAGCUCAUCAUUGACAGAGUUAAUAGCCUGAGCCGCCGUUUUAAAGAUGCCAGAGCCCAUUACAGAAAGACUCUGUACGGAACUACUGUGGAGGAAGCCCGAUGGCGAGACUGUGUCCGUUAUGUCCAGAGCAGCUUGGAGAAUGCCGUAGGGGCACUGUAUGUGCGUGAAACUUUUGCUGGUGAAAGUAAACGAAUGGUCAGUGACCUCAUCAGUAAGAUCCAGGAAGCAUAUGUGGAAACUCUGGAGGAGCUAAGUUGGAUGGAUGCCCCGUCAAAGGAGAAGGCGAGAGAGAAGGCCAUGGCAAUCAAGGAGCAUAUUGGGUAUCCUGAUCAUAUUCUGGAGGACAACAACGAGAAGCUUGACCAGGAGUAUGCCCAUCUUAAUUUUAGUGAGAACUACUUCGAGAACAUCCUUGAAAACCUCCAGGCUGAGGCACACAAGGGUUUAAAGAAGCUAAGAGAACCAGUUGACCCUGACUUGUGGAUCAUUGGUGCGGCUGUAGUGAAUGCAUUUUACUCCCCAAACAGAAACCAGAUAGUGUUUCCUGCAGGAAUCCUCCAGCCUCCUUUCUUCAGCAAGAAUCAGCUUCAGGCCCUCAACUUCGGUGGAAUAGGGAUGGUCAUAGGGCACGAAAUAACACAUGGAUUUGAUGACAACGGACGCAACUUUGACAAGGACGGUAAUAUGUUAAACUGGUGGAGUAACUACUCUGCUGAGCACUUUAAAGACCAGUCACAGUGCAUGGUGCAACAGUAUGGCAACUUCAACUGGAAGCUUGCAGGUGGACAAAAUGUCAGUGGAAUCAGCACUCUGGGGGAGAACAUUGCGGACAACGGAGGGGUUCGCCAAGCUUACAAGGCGUAUCUGAAGUGGGUGGAGAGAGAGGGUGAGGAGCCUCAUUUACCUGGUCUGCAUAUGGAUCACAAACAGCUUUUUUUUCUGAACUUUGCCCAAGUGUGGUGUGGUGCCUACCGACCUGAGUACGCCAGCCAGUCCAUCAAGACCGACUCACACAGUCCUCUGGAGUACAGGGUACUUGGGUCGCUGCAGAAUUUCGAAGCGUUCUCAGAAGCAUUCCAGUGCAAAAAAGGAAGUCCUAUGAACCCCGAGGUGAAAUGCCGGGUCUGGUAG
Molecule: messenger RNA, 2307 nt
Organism: Lampris incognitus (smalleye Pacific opah)
Lineage: Eukaryota; Metazoa; Chordata; Actinopteri; Lampriformes; Lampridae
Gene: mmel1
Product: membrane metallo-endopeptidase-like 1
Exons: 23
Coding region: 1-2307 (768 amino acids)
Biological process (GO): protein processing
Cellular component (GO): plasma membrane
Molecular function (GO): metalloendopeptidase activity
Source: RefSeq, a predicted model, not a curated record